AGCUUGGCGCUCGACGAAACAUCGAAUUCAACACGACAGAGCAGCACCACGACACACCCGCCAUGCUGUUCCCGUCUUUCGCCAUUCUCGCUGCGGCGAGCAGCCUGCUGUCAUUUGCGACGGCGCACAACAUCCAAAUGAAGGCCCACCAGCGCGAAUGCUUCCACGAAUCCCUCCACAAGGACGACAAGAUGACAGUCACGUUCCAGGUCGGCGACCGGGAAUUUGGGGGCAGCGGAAAUCUGGAGAUUGAUUUCUGGAUCGAGACGCCCUCUCGAAGCUACCAGGUCCACGAACGCGGCGUAUCCUCCGGCGACCACUCCUUCGACGCCAAAGAAGACGGCAAAUAUACAUACUGCUUCAACAACGAGCACUGGGGCGCGAACACGAAGGAGGUCUCGUUCAACGUGCACGGCAUUGUCUACGUCCCUGAAUCGGAAGCCCCCCAAGAUCCAUUGGAGAAGGAGGUGCGAACAAUGUCGGAACUUGUCUCCCAGGUCAAGGACGAGCAGAGCUACAUCAUCGUGCGCGAGCGAGUGCACAGGAAUACUGCCGAGAGCACCAACGCGCGCAUCAAGUGGUGGAGCAUCUUCCAGUUGAUGGUACUCAUUGGCCAGGGUUUCUUCCAGGUGUGGUGGCUCAAACGGUUCUUCGAGGUCAAGCGUGUUGUUUAGCUUCCCUUGAUCUCUCUCUCACGAGCUGCAUGCGGCGCAACAUCUCCUGUUUUCGUCGCUAGUCUACGCACUUUGUCUCGAUUCUUCUGGCGUUGGAAGCGUGUGUUUAGCAGAAUGAGCACUGGAAAAGGCGGGAGUAUGGCGGAUUACUUUAUAUGACUCAUCAGCGAGAUCUGGGUAAGAUUACGUUUUCAUAUGCAGAGUUCAUCCAGUUCGCUCUAUGUUCUACGGGUCUGCUUCUGCCUACAAAGCUUGGCACGGAUUGACCCGACUAAAAACUGCUUUGGGUCAGCUGAUUCGAAGACAGCCUGGCACCUUGAGAAGAAGAUCAUUUUAGUGGUUGAUGAAGACAGGUUCCAUGAAUGUUAGUGCGGUUAGCCUACCUCAGCGCAUUCAUGAAUCAGUCACCAACUUUGCUUCCAUUUGCGGCAUUUCUAUAUAAAAGUGUUCCUAUAUCACUCCAAGUUGAGAGACUUCUGUCUCUACCUCGAUAUUCUCA
Messenger RNA from Alternaria rosae, 1173 nucleotides. RefSeq names its product emp24/gp25L/p24 family/GOLD-domain-containing protein. Lineage: Eukaryota; Fungi; Ascomycota; Dothideomycetes; Pleosporales; Pleosporaceae. Gene Ontology annotation, cellular component: endoplasmic reticulum; endoplasmic reticulum-Golgi intermediate compartment; Golgi apparatus. The transcript is spliced from 4 exons. Gene Ontology annotation, biological process: protein retention in ER lumen; endoplasmic reticulum to Golgi vesicle-mediated transport; intracellular protein transport. The record is from RefSeq and is a predicted model, not a curated record. The coding region runs from base 63 to 674 and encodes 203 amino acids.